AUGGAGACUGGCGGGACCGGUAAACGAAGAAUUCGAAGGAGGUUUGAUGAUGAGUCGGUGGAUCGGAGCGCUGAACUGCCGGCUGGUGCAGAUUCGCAACGGGACGAUGGAGAGAGAUUUACCGCGGAUACAAGUGUGUUCAAAGAGCCAGUGUUGCCAAAAGUGAGUCGGUAUAACAACGAGCCAGCAGAGAUCCAGAAAUACAAACGAUUGAGGAGAGAGCUUGCGUUUCUGCAGCGGAAGGUUCAACAGGUCGGGUUCGAUCGCUUGUCUGAACAUGAGCAGAAAGAGAUAGAGUUGAAGAAAGACUUGCUACAACUCAUGGAAUCUAAGAGUAAAGUCGAGUCUAAUACGGAGGGGUUUGUCUUGGCUGGUACGACGGACGAAACCUCAUUUAAGAAUGGUUCCCCCGACAGUAUGAAACCUCGUCCCAUGAAAGAGGAUAAUAAGUCGAGGCAGCAGAUGUGGGAGGAGCGGGUGCUUAGUUAUGCAGUGGCCAAGAACGACUCCGAUGAAAUAUACGUUGACGGUUCGAAACAGUACGAUUAUGUUUUCGACGAUAGCGCCAUGAUCAAUUUUACCAGCGAUGUAGAAGAUACAGUCCCUGGUGGGGAGGAUAGCUCUGAAGGUGAUGAAGAGAGUGAUGAGGAGGAUGAAGCCACGACCAAAUAUGCAAAAAUCCAAGAGGCCAAGAAAAGUUUGCCCGUUUACCACCAUAGAGCAAGAGUGAUGAAGGCGAUCCAAGACAACCAGGUACUCAUAAUCGUUGGUGAGACAGGUUCUGGUAAAACUACUCAGCUGCCACAAUAUUUGGUCGAAGAUGGGUACACGCAAGAUGGGAAAUAUCAAGUGGGUGUGACUCAACCAAGACGUGUGGCAGCGACUUCCGUCGCGGCGAGGGUAGCAGAAGAGAUGGACGUUAAACUCGGGCGGGAGGUUGGGUACUCUAUCAGAUUUGACGAUAAAACGACCCCCGGUAAAACUGUGUUGAAGUAUGUCACAGACGGUAUGUUGUUAAGAGAAUGUCUGACGGACCCUGAUUUGAAAAAAUAUUCCUGUAUAGUGAUCGAUGAAGCUCAUGAACGUACACUAGCAACGGAUAUAUUGCUUGGGUUACUGAAAAAUAUUCUUGCUAGGAGAGAGGAUCUUAAAGUACUGAUCUCGUCUGCCACUAUGAACACUGCCAAAUUUUCCAAAUUUUUUGGGGACUGUCCGAUCUUGACCAUACCAGGCAGGAGGUACCCAGUAAAUGUGCAUUACACAUUACAACCGGAGGGAAAUUACAUCAAUGCUGCGAUAACGACAGUCUUCCAGAUCCACACAACUCAGGCAACCGAUGGGGACAUUUUGUUAUUUCUGACUGGUCAAGAAGAGAUAGAGAGUACAAGGGAAAAGAUUGAACAGAUUGCGUCAAAACUGGGUACUAAGAUCCCACAGCUGAUCAUUGCCCCCAUAUAUGCCAAUUUACCACAAGACCAACAGGCGCUAAUCUUCGAACCGACCCCAGAGAACUGCAGGAAACUGGUCAUAGCGACCAACAUUGCGGAAACAUCUUUGACAAUUGAUGGUAUCAAAUAUGUGAUUGACCCCGGGUAUGUGAAGGAGAACUCGUAUGUUCCCUCUACGGGUAUGACUCAAUUAUUGACUGUCCCCUGUUCCAGGGCGUCUAUUGAACAGCGGGCCGGUAGAGCCGGGCGGGUUGGACCCGGUUCAUGUUUUCGGCUAUUUACCAAGUGGUCCUUUGAAAACGAAUUGGAGAUGAUGCCCAAACCAGAGAUUUUGAGAACCAAUCUGUCCAAUACUGUACUGCUGUUGCUGUCCCUUGGAGUCAUGGAUCUUUUGAACUUCCCUUUCGUAGAUAAACCGAGUAUCCCCGCGCUUACCAAAUCUCUCGAGAGCCUGUACGUUCUCGGUGCCCUGAGUAACCGGGGUCAGAUCACAGAACUCGGGAAAAUGAUGUGCGUCUUUCCCUGCGAGCCGGAGUUCGCAAAAGUACUGCAUACAGCCUCCGCUGACGAGAAAUGCAACGGUGUCCUGGAGGAGUGUCUAAGCAUUGUAUCGAUGUUACACGAGACAACGUCGCUCUUUAUCGGGAACAAGAGGAACGCCGCGGCACGUAUUGUCAGCGAGACCGAGGGAGACCACCUGCUGUAUUUGGAGGUCUUCAGGCAAUGGCGGGACUCCGGUUUCUCCCGAACUUGGUGUCAGGACCACCGUAUCCAGUUCAAGACCAUGUGCCGGGUCCGCAACAUCCGGUCUCAACUAUCCCGAUGCUGCCAAAAACUAGGUCUUUCCGCACAAAGCAAAACGGCGGCGAUCAAACUUUCGGAGGUAAUACCACGCAUAACGCGCAGUUUCAUCUCCGGGUUCCCGACAAACGUGGUCCAGUUGACGAAUUCGGGGAACUACAAGAUGCUCGGGAGACAGACUGGCGCACUGACAGUGAGCAUCCACCCGUCCAGUGUUGUGUUCCAGAACUACAAGGAAAACGCCAAGAAACCAGACAAGUACCUUCUGUACCAGCAGCUGAUGCUGACGUCAAAAGAGUUCAUCCGCGACCUGUUACCGGUCACCCAAGAAUCCUGGCUCACAGAAACCGUCCCCCAGGUGUACCAAGAGCUGUUGGGGAAACGACAGCCCUGA
This is a messenger RNA of Huiozyma naganishii CBS 8797, 2643 nucleotides long. RefSeq names its product DEAH-box RNA-dependent ATPase PRP2 (gene PRP2). The transcript has a single exon. Bases 1 to 2643 code for a protein of 880 amino acids. The record is from RefSeq and is a predicted model, not a curated record. Lineage: Eukaryota; Fungi; Ascomycota; Saccharomycetes; Saccharomycetales; Saccharomycetaceae. Gene Ontology annotation, molecular function: RNA binding; ATP binding. Gene Ontology annotation, cellular component: intracellular anatomical structure; catalytic step 2 spliceosome.